AUGGAUAUCAAAGGACUUAAGCUUGGCAUUGGCCAUGGGGUCAUAAAUCGGCAACGGAAUUUGCAGCUUCAUGCUCCACGUGGAAUGUCCGUGAUGCCACGUGGAGGAAUGUUAAUGAAGAAAAUAACUUGUUCCUCAAUCAAGACAGGCGUUAAUAUGGACCAACGGGCUGACGUGGUUGCCACCGGGAGGCUCAGCGACAUGUGGCAAGACUACCAAGGGAGCAACCAUUGGGACGGAUUGCUAGACCCUAUGGACGACAAUCUACGUGGCGAGAUAUUGAGAUACGGGGAUUUUGUGGAUGCGGCCUACAUGUCGUUCGACUUUGACACGUCAUCACCAGGGUACGCCACGUGUCGGUUCCCGAAAAACACGAUGUUGUCGGACUGCGGGCUUGGGGGAAGGGGUUAUACGACGACGAGGUAUUUACGGGCCACGAGUGGUGUCCGGUUGCCGAGGUGGGUCGAUGACAGGGCGCCGAGUUGGAUAUCGGCACGGUCUAGCUGGAUGGGUUACGUGGCGGUGUGUAAUGACAAAGAAGAGAUAUCGAGGCUGGGUAGGCGUGACGUUGUUAUUGCAUAUAGGGGAACAGCCACUUGUCUCGAAUGGGUGGAGAAUGUACGUGCCACGUUGACUUGCUUAGAUGGCGAAUCGGGUCAGAACCCAACGGAAAAUAACCCGAUGGUGGAAAGUGGUUUUUUGAGUUUAUACACUUCUAGAACUUCACCAAGUGAUCAAAGUCUACGUGAUAGUGUGAAGGAAGAGAUGGCUAGGAUCAUGCAAACUUAUGGCGAUGAGCCGCUCAGCGUUACGGUCGUUGGCCAUAGCCUCGGAGCGGCUCUCGCGACUCUAACCGCGUACGAUAUAACCGCAACCGCAAACGCCUGCCAUCGUCCUCCUCCCUUGGUAACCGUUUUUUCAUUCGGAGGGCCACGUGUAGGGAAUAGAAGCUUCCGAUCCGAGUUGAGUAAAAGAGGGGCUAAGGUCCUACGGAUUGUGAACUCGGAUGAUUUCAUCACAAAAGUGCCCGGUUUUGUGAUUGACAACAAUGACGUGUCCGAGAUUAAUGAUCUAUCGGAUUCGGGUUUGCCAGGGUGGCUACAAAAACGGGUGGAUACUAGAUGGGUCUAUGCUGAUGUGGGUAAAGAAUUGAGGUUAAGUAGUAAGGAGAGUCCGUAUCUUAGUAACCCUGACGUUGCCACGUGUCAUGAUCUUAAGACGUAUCUACACUUGGUUGAUGGAUUUGUCAGCUCCACGUGUCCUUUUAGAGCAACGGCCAAGAGGCUGCUAACCAAAAGCUAACUUCUUUUUAUAUAUUGGUUUGUACAUAUAUAACUCAAUGAGUCUUACUCAAUUUGGUA
Messenger RNA from Impatiens glandulifera, 1361 nucleotides. Its product is annotated as phospholipase A(1) DAD1, chloroplastic-like. The record is from RefSeq and is a predicted model, not a curated record. Gene Ontology annotation, molecular function: glycerophospholipase activity. Lineage: Eukaryota; Viridiplantae; Streptophyta; Magnoliopsida; Ericales; Balsaminaceae. Gene Ontology annotation, biological process: lipid metabolic process. Bases 1 to 1302 code for a protein of 433 amino acids. The transcript has a single exon.